AUGGACUCUAUCGACAAAACAUAUGCUCCGGUUGAGUAUAUGCCUCUUGAGGAUAUAGAACGGCCUGAGCGCUAUCGGCCUGGAGGAUAUCACCCCAUAGCUAUUGGAGAUCGUCUUAGUGAUCGUUACGAUGUCGUUCAUAAACUUGGUUUUGGUACGUACUCGACAACUUGGUUGGCAAGAGACAGUAAUACAAAAAAGUACGUGGCUAUCAAGAUUGCCAUCGCCGAAGCAAAUAUACUAGAGAGCAAAAUCCUCAACUCCCUAGCACUCUCAGAACCAAGCGACGAGGGAUAUCCUGGAAAGGCUCUGAUCCCUCGAGUAUUGGAUAUUUUUUCCCUUGAUGGGCCUAAUGGAAGGCACACAUGCCUUGUUACAGAGCCUGGGAUGAUGGCCCUAGCCGAGGCGAGAGAUGCGUCAUAUACCAGACUUUUCAAAUUGCCCGUGGCCAAGGCCAUUGCGGCCCAGGUUAUACAAGCUGUCGCUUUCCUACAUCACCGAGGGGUAGUUCAUGCCGAUCUCCACUCAGGGAACCUAAUGCUUCGCUUGCCGAAUAGCAUAGACGAGCUUUUCCCUGGAGAAUUAUACGAAAAGUACGGUCAACCUAAUGUCGAGCAAUUUGUGCGCCUUUAUGGCAAGCCACUUUCCGGCGGAGUUCCUACUCACGGUGUUGUGCCCAUUUCGCUAGGGAAAGAAAGCGAGCUUGUGCCCCUCUCUGAAGCUAAAAUAUUUGUCACUGACUUUGGAGAGUCAUUUCUGCCAUCUAUUACUCAACGCCACCAUUCUAAUACGCCCGGUAUCCUUGCUCCUCCGGAGACCUACUUCAUGCCCCAUGAACCUUUGUCAUUUCCCUCUGAUAUAUGGACUCUUGCAUGUACCCUUUGGGAAAUUAUCGGACAAAGGCCACUGUUUGAGGGUUUUAAUCCGUCUAGCGACUGGAUGAUAAAAGAGCACGUGGAUGCACUUGGCAAGUUGCCGUGCGACUGGUGGCAGAAAUGGGAUGCACGACAGAGAUGGUUUACGGAGGAGGCUAAGAGAACGUAUGAAGGAGCAGGCAGACAAUUGGCUAACCGCUUCGUCGAUUCUAUACAGGAGCCUCGACGGGAAAGCACAAUGGAGGACAUUGGGGAAGCCGAGAAGAGUGCCCUGCUUGCCAUGUUAAGAGGAAUGUUGGCUUUUAAGCCGAAUGAAAGACUCCCUGUUACGGAAAUCAUUGAGUCUCAAUGGAUGCUGAGAUGGGCUCUGCCAGUGCUCGAAAAAGUAGCCGCAUAA
Messenger RNA from Talaromyces rugulosus, 1272 nucleotides. RefSeq lists its product as uncharacterized. Gene Ontology annotation, molecular function: protein kinase activity; ATP binding. Bases 1 to 1272 code for a protein of 423 amino acids. The transcript is spliced from 2 exons. Gene Ontology annotation, biological process: spliceosomal complex assembly; protein phosphorylation; regulation of mRNA processing. The record is from RefSeq and is a predicted model, not a curated record. Lineage: Eukaryota; Fungi; Ascomycota; Eurotiomycetes; Eurotiales; Trichocomaceae.